CCACUCUCCCAUCUCCAAUCCAACUCCCUCCCAGAUGGCCCAUUGGAGAACAACCACCUUUCUCAAAAUCCUCACCAUCCUCUUACUCUCCGUAUUCCACCCGAUCACAGCCGUAAAAACACCCACAGCAACAACUACAACGACAGAAAAACACCUACAUCCAAAAUUCCCAUGCAAACCCCCCCACCAAAACGUAUACCCCUUCUGCAACACCUCCCUUCCCAUCGACACCAGAGCUCAAUCCCUCCUCUCCCUCCUCACCCUCGAUGAGAAGAUCCUCCAACUCUCCAGCAAAGCUGGCCCCAUUCCUCGCCUUGGCCUCCCCGCCUACGAAUGGUGGUCAGAAUCACUCCACGGCAUUUCCACAAACGGCUAUGGUGUCAACUUCAACGGCACAAUCCCCGCCGCUACCAGCUUCCCUCAAGUCCUCCUCACGUCAGCCUCCUUCAACCGGAGCCUCUGGUCUGCAAUCGCCACUGCGAUUGCAGUCGAGGGUAGAGCGAUGUACAAUCUAGGUCAGGCCGGGCUGACGUUCUGGGCACCUAAUAUCAACAUCUUUAGGGACCCCAGAUGGGGAAGAGGGCAAGAGACACCUGGCGAGGAUCCGAUGGUCACAGCAGCCUACUCGGUCGAGUACGUCAGGGCGUUCCAGGGGGAGUAUUUGAGUGGUGGGUCCCAGAAGCUGAUGUUAUCUGCAUGCUGCAAGCAUUACACUGCCUAUGAUUUGGAGAGUUGGGGGAACUUCAGUCGGUAUACUUUCAAUGCUAAGGUGUUGAAGCAAGAUAUGGAAGACACAUAUCAGCCCCCAUUUCGCAGCUGUAUCGAAGAUGGUGGUGCUAGCUGUUUGAUGUGUUCCUACAAUCAGGUAGAUGGGGUGCCUGCAUGCGCACGGCAUGAUCUCUUACAGAAAGCUCGAACUGAAUGGGGAUUUAAUGGAUAUAUCACGUCUGACUGUGAUGCCGUUUCAAUCAUCUACAAAGAUCAGAAGUACGCAUCAAGUCCUGAAGAUGCAGUUGCAGCUGUCUUGAAAGCAGGAAUGGAUAUAAACUGCGGAACGUAUUUGCUUGAGCACACUCAGUCAGCAGUCGAAAAGGGAAAGGUUGGAGAAGAGGACAUCGACCGAGCACUUCUUAAUAUCUUCUCAGUUCAACUACGACUCGGGCUUUUCGACGGAGACCCAAAAAAGCAGCAGUUUGGAAAUUUAGGACCUCAUGAUGUAUGUAAUCAAGAUCACAGAAAACUGACACUAGAAGCUUCAAGACAGGGGAUUGUACUUCUUAAGAAUGAUAGGAAGUUCUUGCCACUGAAGAAGAACACAAUCACGUCGUUAGCAAUAAUCGGCCCUGCUGCGAAUGAUACUAGCAAUUUGGGUGGUGGCUACUCAGGUAUUCCAUGCAAUCCGAAGAGUAUUUUUGAAGGACAUAAGUCUUAUAUACAGAAGACACUGUAUGCCUCUGGUUGCCUUGACGUGCCAUGCAAAUCUGAUGAUGGAUUUGAAGAAGCUAUCCAUGUUGCCAAAAUGGCAGAUGUUGUGGUUGUAGUUGCUGGGUUGGAUCCAACUCAAGAAUCUGAAGAACAUGACCGGUUGAGCCUACUGUUGCCUGGUAAACAGAUGGAUCUUGUAUUGGCGGUUGCCCAUGCGAGUAAAAGGCCAAUCGUAGUGAUCUUGAUGGGUGGUGGCCCGCUCGAUGUCUCAUUUGCAAAAGAUCACCCACUAAUUGCAAGUAUUUUGUGGGUCGGAUACCCAGGCGAAGCUGGCGGGAAAGCAGUUGCAGAAGUAAUAUUUGGAGAAUUCAAUCCAGGUGGGCGGCUGCCAGUAACUUGGUAUCCUGAAUCAUUCACUCAUGUGGCCAUGACCGAUAUGAGGAUGCGGGCCGACCCUUCACGUGGGUACCCUGGAAGAACAUACAGAUUCUACAGAGGAGACGUGGUUUACAGAUUCGGAUACGGCCUGAGCUACUCCGAAUACUAUUACAAGUUCAUAUCAGCGCCUGAUAGAAUCAGCUUGUCAGGAUCUGUUGUUGAGGCCAAUCCAAAUAACAGAUUGGCAUAUGAAAGAAAAGAUGGGUUUGGUUACAUCCACAUUGAUGACGUGGCAUGCUGUGAUGCUUUGAGGUUCAACAUUCAGAUCUCUGUAGUCAAUAACGGCUAUAUGGAUGGGUCCCAUGUCGUCAUGUUGUUCUCUAGAGCAGUUACAAAGCUCAAAGGCGCCCCACUGAAACAGCUGAUCGGAUUCAAACGCUUGAAUACAGUGGCAUACAAAGCUAUUGAAACUAGCAUUUUAAUCGAUCCAUGCAAGCAUUUUAGCAUGGUGAAUCAUGCUGGAUUGAGGGUGCUGUCUCUGGGAGCUCAUGUUCUGAUGUUGGAAGGUGUAGAGCAUUCUAUCUUUAUUGAAACAUAAGAAGGUCAGUUUAUAAGAUUUGUUGUUUGGGGUAUGUGAGUGUUGUAAUUUCUUGUGACAUGUAUUGCAGUUAAAAUUGUAUAAUGUUGUUUAUAAACCUUUCUUAU
Messenger RNA from Magnolia sinica, 2508 nucleotides. Its product is annotated as probable beta-D-xylosidase 6. The transcript has 6 exons. NCBI's taxonomy places the organism in Eukaryota, Viridiplantae, Streptophyta, Magnoliopsida, Magnoliales, Magnoliaceae. Bases 35 to 2401 code for a protein of 788 amino acids. Gene Ontology annotation, molecular function: alpha-L-arabinofuranosidase activity; xylan 1,4-beta-xylosidase activity. Gene Ontology annotation, cellular component: plant-type cell wall. The record is from RefSeq and is a predicted model, not a curated record. Gene Ontology annotation, biological process: xylan catabolic process; arabinan catabolic process.